Messenger RNA from Quercus lobata, 1180 nucleotides. RefSeq lists its product as uncharacterized. NCBI's taxonomy places the organism in Eukaryota, Viridiplantae, Streptophyta, Magnoliopsida, Fagales, Fagaceae. The record is from RefSeq and is a predicted model, not a curated record. Bases 214 to 831 code for a protein of 205 amino acids. The transcript has a single exon.
ACCUCUUAGUCUUUCAUGCCAAUUCCACUUCUUUUGCUUUUGCUUGUGCAAAGAACAAAUUCAGUACCACAAUCUCUCUCUCUCUCUUUAGCUCUUUUCUUUACAAUAAUAUAUCCUUCUCUAUUGUGUCUCAGAUAUUUUUUUUGGUUUCUGGAUCGAGCUUAGCCUUGUAGUACUUCUUCUCUCAGUCCAAAGAUAGUAAUUAAGCCAAAGAUGAAGAACAAAGCAUCUACAAUAUUGAAGCAGAUAAUAGCCACUUUGAGCUCCAUGGCCAAGGCUAAAACCCUUGCUCUCAAGAACAAAACAAGGGCCAUCAAGACUCGCCUGAUUAUAUUCUCCUUGCUUAAGAACAAGAAGAUCUUCAUGAGCUCCCUCUCUCACAGUAUUCAUCAGAAGAAGAGCUACAUCUCUCACAAGCUCAACGCUUUGCUUAGCCAUCAUCAUCAUGACAAAGACUCCAACGAUUUUGAAGACGAUUUGGUAGACCAAGACAAGGCCAUAGUACAGUACAAAGACAACCUUGAUGCCAUGGCUCACAAGUACCUCCCGGACCCAACUCACACAGAAGAGGCAGAUGUACAGAAAAAUGACAAUUACCCCGACCUGACUCACUCGCUGUUUUUUUCAGAGGACUUGGACUUUGAAUAUCCAGGAGGGUCAGUGAUAGACUUGGUAAAGAACUCAAAGGAAGAAGCAGGGGAAGAAUUCAUGUUGGAAAACGAGAUAGACCGCGUGGCAGACCUUUUCAUAAAGAGGUUCCAUAAACAGAUGAUGAUGCAGAAGCAGCUUUCUUUGAAGAGGCACCAGGAGAGGCUGGAGAAGAGUUCCUAGCUUAUAUUCUUUGCUUCUAUAUAUAAUAGUUUAUUACUGACCAAUCCACUACUAGCAUAUAUCAUCUUCUAAGAGCUAGAGAGCCCUGUGUUUCCGUUUGGAUAAAAAGGAUGAGAAUAACCCAGGCGAGUUCAGAGUUGUCUCUGCAGAUUUCGUCGACCUCCAAAGUUUGGGAGAUGCACUUUCUAUAAUUGCUAUCAUACAUGGAUAAAUUCCGAAGUAAGAAAAUAGGGAAAUGUCUGUACACAACCUUAUUUUUUAGUGUGUGUACCAUGUCUAUGCGUGCAAAUAGUGUGUAAUAGACGCUCCUCACAAAAAUAUCUCCUUGAAUUAUAUGUAUUUGUUGUAC